AUGCUGAAUGUAAUCGCAGUCUUGAAGAACUCAACGAUUACUGGUUCAUAUUAUAGUUAUAUGCCGUUUCCAGUGUUACUACUGGAACACAGAGAACUUAAUGAUGACAUUGAUACCAAUAUUUUUCCAUCACGCAUGCAAAAUUUGAAUGGAUAUCCCAUACGUACAAUACCGGAUCAAAUAUCUCCACGUACUGUCAUGUACUAUGACACUAAGGGCAACCGCAAGAUCGCAGGUUAUGUAGCUAAAAUGAUUAGAUUGUUUAGAGAUAAACUUAAUGCUACUAUACUGUAUCCAUUUGAAGUGACAACAGGAACUGUCUUCUAUUUUCGAAAUUUUUUAAAGCUUAUUGCAAAUGACACUAUAGAUAUAGGCGGUGCUGAAUUAGAACAAAGUUUUAUAAAUUUAAAUGAAACCAACAAAAUCGAAGUUUUGUUUUAUGAGAAACUCUUACAAAGAAUUGAGCAACACUGGCAAUACUACACUUGCAGUCUUUUCGGCUAUAAAAACGAUUUCCAGGAUCAAGAAUUUCUUUGGAAGAUGUUGCAAUAUAAGUUUCAAAAAUCGAUACUUACAUAUGAGCCUACAUAUACUUUUAAUAUUCACAUGAAAUAUAAUAAGCAAAUGUUGAUCAUUGUGGCCUUGCAAGAACCGAAAUUAGUAGAAAUAAUCCGGAGUUUAGUUAAAAAUCUGCAUCGUAUAAGAGAUACGCCUGUUAUAUUUAUUUUUACUAAAUAUGGAACUACUAAAGGUACAACCACAGAAAUAUUACAAAAUUUAUUUAAGAUAUGUUUCAAAUAUAAAAUGCUGAAUGUAAUCGCAGUCUUGAAGAACUCAACGAUUACUGGUUCAUAUUAUAGUUAUAUGCCGUUUCCAGUGUUACUACUGGAACACAGAGAACUUAAUGAUGACAUUGAUACCAAUAUUUUUCCAUCACGCAUGCAAAAUUUGAAUGGAUAUCCCAUACGUACAAUACCGGAUCAAAUAUCUCCACGUACUGUCAUGUACUAUGACACUAAGGGCAACCGCAAGAUCGCAGGUUAUGUAGCUAAAAUGAUUAGAUUGUUUAGAGAUAAACUUAAUGCUACUAUACUGUAUCCAUUUGAAGUGACAACAGGAACUGUCUUCUAUUUUCGAAAUUUUUUAAAGCUUAUUGCAAAUGACACUAUAGAUAUAGGCGGUGGUAUAAUGAAUUCGCUGGUAUACAGUGAUAAUGAACAGCUUUCUUAUCCACUUGAAUUUGCUAAUUGGUGUGUAAUGGUGCCGGUAGAAUCGCUGCAAACCUAUAGCGAUUACUUCAUACACCUGUUGAACUGGAAAGUUCUUCUAUACUUACUGUUACUCAAUACAACCUUUUCGGUGUUACUUUAUUAUAGCCACAAACUUAUAAAUUUGUAUUUGGCGCAAACUUUUACUAUGCAUUACAUAGACAGGAUUAUGCAUACCCAUGCUUUUUCUGGAAUUAUGGGUUUCUCAUUUAUAUUACCUAAAAAUCCUAUAUUAACAAUGCGAGUUAUUUACAUUUUAUUAUUUUUUACUGGUUUCAUUACGAAUAAUAUGUUGAAUGUAACUCUAAGCGUAUUUUUAACUCAUCCACCAGUUCGAAAACCUAUUACUACUAUGGAUGACUUUAUACUAAGUCCUUUGCAAAUACUUGUUGCCAGAGAAGAGGCUGAUAAUAUUUUCGAAGAAGUACUUGAGAAAUACAAUGCUACUUUUACUAUAAUCAAUACUUACAUGGAGCUCAGAGCUUUACGUGAUUCUUUAAAUACUUCUUAUGCUUACCCGGUUACUUCGUCUGUAUGGCAUGUUUAUGAGGCAAAGCAACAGCUCUUCACUAAACCAUUAUUUCGUCUAACAACAAUCUGCUUACAGCCCUUUAUGUCUUUGGGUUUUCCUUUGGAUUCAAACUCAAUUUUUCGUAAUCCGUUAGAGGCGCUCAUAAUGCGUAUUAGAGAUAUGGGAUUUUCAUACUCGCGACAAGAUUGGACACUAGUAAAAACUUCUGAACACGCUGUUAGUAUGGUGGCAGGAACUAACGAUUAA
Molecule: messenger RNA, 2046 nt
Organism: Teleopsis dalmanni
Lineage: Eukaryota; Metazoa; Arthropoda; Insecta; Diptera; Diopsidae
Exons: 3
Coding region: 1-2046 (681 amino acids)
Source: RefSeq, a predicted model, not a curated record